Fraxinus pennsylvanica is the source of this 462-nucleotide messenger RNA. The record is from the annotation of a GenBank genome assembly. Lineage: Eukaryota; Viridiplantae; Streptophyta; Magnoliopsida; Lamiales; Oleaceae.
AUGCUUCGGCCUCCACCACCUCAUCCUCCCACCACCACGACUGUCGUCGCCUCCUCCCCAAACCCUGUAAACUACCAACAUCAAGCUAGAGUUCACAAACCCGUGAACCCACACCCCACAGCAUCUACCAUCUCUUCCUCGAAUUCACCUCAAAUCCAUGAACCCAAACCCGAAUUGCAAGCCCUAAUUCGAGAAUUCUCUGUAAAUUCUUCUGCUCAUUCUCACUGGAAGCAUAGUAUUGGAAGUGAUGGUGGCAAUAAGGAAAAUAAAGCUCACAUUCAGAGGAUUAUUGCAGCUGGAAAGGCUCUUGCAAAUGUGGUCUGGAUUGGGAAGGAGGUUAUUGUCUUCAACCCAUCUAAGACUGAGAAGCAUGUGAGUGAAUUCGCUUUAAAGUUAACUUCUUCAGAGGUUCCUGCUUCCACUGUUGGUGAUGACAUGAUUCAUUGUGGAAAUUUUCUGUAA